This is a messenger RNA of Dictyostelium purpureum, 4317 nucleotides long. RefSeq lists its product as uncharacterized. The coding region runs from base 1 to 4317 and encodes 1438 amino acids. Gene Ontology annotation, biological process: protein phosphorylation. The transcript is spliced from 8 exons. Gene Ontology annotation, molecular function: protein kinase activity; ATP binding. NCBI's taxonomy places the organism in Eukaryota, Evosea, Eumycetozoa, Dictyosteliales, Dictyosteliaceae. The record is from RefSeq and is a predicted model, not a curated record.
AUGAUAUCUUCAUCAUCUCUCGACAAUGAAUGGACCAUAGAUUAUAAAAAAGAUUUUUUGGGUAUUGGGCAUUUUAGUCUUGGUGUUUAUAGAGCAACAAAUAAAAAAGAUUUAUCUAAAGUUGUUAUAAAAUUUUCACAGAAAAGAAAAGAGACAAAGGAAUUUUUAGAUAACUUAAAAAAUAUAAAAAAUGAAAAUAUAGGUCGAUAUUUUGAUUAUAAGGAAGGUACAGUUACGGUAAUUCAAGAUAAAAACACUGAAAGAAAAGAAGAAGAUGCAUAUUUUAUAUUUAUGGAGCAUUUGGAAGGUUAUGAAAACUUGGAAAAUUUUUUAGAAAAUAAAACAACAUUAAACGAAAAGAAUUUAGCUAAAGUUGCUUCAUCUCUUUUAAUAGCAUCAAAAAUUCUUAAUGAAAAUAAAACAAUUCAUAGAGAUGUAAAAUCAGCAAAUAUAUAUAUUAAAGAAGAUAGUAAUGGUGACAUUGAUUUAAAGUUUAUCGAUUAUGGUAUUUCAAGGAGAUCAUUUUAUGAAGACAAUACAGGUCCCGUAGGAACAAGAGAUUUUGAAUCGCCUGAAUCAAAAUAUUCAAAUAUUACAGGUAGUUUAUCAGAUGUAUAUAGUGUUGGUAUGGUUUUGAUUAUGGCUGCUGGUGGCAAUAUUAGGGAAAUAAACUUAAAGAGCGGUUUACCAGACAUUCCAAAAGAAUUAAGUCAGGCUUGUAAAAGCUUUAUCAGUUAUGCUAUUAUUACAAAAAAAGAAGAUAGACCAAGAAUAACUGAAUUACUCCAACACGAUUUUUUAACCCCAAAUGGUAGAAUACAUUCUUAUAUCAAUAAAGAUCCUAGUACUCAUUACAAAGAUAGUACUUUUAAUGGACCACUUGAAUCACUACAAAUUUCAGAAAAUAUAAAACAUCUGGAAUUAUCAAUGUUUGAUCAACAAUUCGAAAAAUUACCAGAUAGCAUCAACUCUAUCAAUUUUGAAAAUUUUAAUCAGGAAUUAUUAGAAGAGUCUAUUCAUACAAAUAUUGAAGAAGCUCAUUUCAAAAAUUUUAAUAUUAUUGAAAAUGGUUCAAAUCUUCCAUCAAUGAAAAAAUUUUCAUGUGACUACGAGUUUACAGCACCAUUCAAAACAAAUAAUAAUAUACCCAAAAAAUCUCUAUGUUUAGAAUUUAAAAAUUACAACCAACCAAUUUCAAGAUCAAGUUUUCCAACAACUCUUCAAGCAUUGACAUUAGGUAGCGAUUAUAAACAUUUCCAAUCAUUAUCAAAUCUUCCCGUAUCACUUAUCGAUCUCACUUUUGGUUUUUGGAUGGAUAAAAUACCAAUACCAACUCAUGACGAAAAUGAAUGGGUUAUCGAAAAAGAACCAUUGGGUAAAGGUUCAUUAAGUCUAGGAGUUUUCAAAGCAAAAAAAAAAGAUGAUGCAAAAAUAUAUGCAGUUAAAAUUAUUUUAAAAGAGAAAACAGGAAGAUAUGAGUUACAAAUAUUAAAUAGAUUAGAGGAGGCAUUUCGAAAAAACAAUAAUAUUAUUAAAAUUUAUGGGUAUGAUGAAGAUAAAAACAAUUUAUAUAUUUAUAUGGAAUAUUUGAAAGGAUAUAAAACUAUUAAACAAGUUAUUGAGCAAGGUAAAAUAUUUUCAGAAAAUGAAAUUUCUAAAAUCAUUAAAAAGAUCGUAAAAGUUGUUGUUGAUCUCCAUAAUAUGCAAAUCAUUCACCGAGAUAUAAAAGGUGAUAAUAUCAUGAUAGAUCUUAAUAAAAGUAAUAAUAUAAAGCUAAUAGAUUUUGGUAUUUCAAAAUCAUUUAAAGGAGAAGAUUCAAGGUAUUAUACAUUAAUAGGAACCAUAACUCAUAUGGCACCAGAAGUUCUAUUACAAAAUGGUAUUGCAAAUAGUAAAUCAGAUAUUUGGAGUAUAGGUUGUACAUUGAUAGAAAUGGCAGGUGGUAGUUUAGAAAAGAAUGAAAGGGGUAUUCCAAAGAUACCUGCUCAUUUAAAAAAUAACUGCAGAAACUUUGUUCAGCAUUGUUUAUUAAUGGACCCAAAAACCAGACCAACUGCCUCAGAACUACUUGAUCAUGAGUUUUUAUCUAAAAGUAGCUCUAGACCUAUAGAAUCACCAGAAAACCAAAUCACUUUAUUAAAUAAAGAUUUAAAUAAAAUUUCUUGUAUUGAUAGCGAUAAAAGUCACCUUUUUUUACCAGAUUUCGAUGAAUAUAAUUAUCUACCAUUUUUAAAAUCAAUUUCACCAAAUAUUACAGCACUUACUUUAUAUUCAUUUAAUCAAAUCAUUUUACCAGAUUCAUUACCUAAAUCAAUAACUUCACUCACAUUAAAUUCAUUUAAUCAAGAAAUCAAACCUUAUUCUAUUCCAUCAUCUAUAACAUAUCUCAGCAUUCCUUCUUUCAAUCAUGAUCUAGAGUAUGAUUCAAUUCCAGAAAGUGUCACAGAGUUAGUUCUUGGUCAAGUUUUUGAAUUAGAGUACAAUGGAGGUUUUCUCCCAGCAUCAAUUAAAAUACUAACUUGUAGUUAUAAAUUCAAGAAACCAUUAAAAAGAAAUAACAAUAUUCCAAAAGAUAUUCUAGUUUUGGUAUUAGACAAUUAUAACUUUCCAAUUACCAUAAGGUGUUUUCCAGAAACUAUUCAUACAUUAACUUUGGGUUCAAACUUCACACAUUUCGAAUCAUUAUCAAAUCUUCCCCAAUCAUCAAUAUUUAAUUUAACUUUAGGAGUAGAGAAUUGUGCAUUAACAGAUGAAGAAAUUAAACAGUUCAUUCCAAAAACAAUAACAAAAUUAACAAUAAAUAGAACAAAUCCAAUUGAAAUUAAUAAACCAUUAAUAAAUGACUGGGAAAUUGAUUGCAAUAAUGAAUUAUAUUUUUCUGAAUCAAAGAAUUGUAUAGGUUUUUUUAAAGCACGCAUAUUAAAUGGUAUUUUUAAUAACAAAAUAAUUCCAAAUAAUGGAGAAUGUAUAGUUAAUAUUUUUUCUAAAGAAGACAAUUAUAUCCAUAUUGGCACUUGGGAACAAUUGGAAAAUAUCAAGCAUAAUAAUAUUUUAGAAACCUAUGGUCAUUAUUAUGGGGAUUAUGAGAAAUAUAGGGAAUGUUUAAUUGUAUUUAUGGAGUAUAUUAAAGGUUAUAAAUCUAUAUCAGAACUGCUCAAUAAGGGUUAUAAAUUUUCAGAAAACGAAAUCAAAAAAGUAGCAAAUUAUCUUUUAUUCACAUUGGCCUUUCUUCAUAAAAAGAAAAUUAUUCAUAGAGAUAUAAAAGGAAGCAAUAUAUUGUAUCACAAUUCAAAUGAUAAUCAAGUGAAUAUAAAACUUUUCAAUUUUGGAUUUUCAAAGUUUUAUGGCGAUAAACAAUCAAACUAUCAUACAUUUGCAGGAACACCUACUCAUAUGGCACCAGAAGCAUUAUACCAAAAUAAUAAAGCAGGUAGAAGAUCAGAUAUAUGGAGUGUUGGUUGCACACUAAUUGAGAUGGCCGGAGGUGAUUUAUUCCACAGAGUAAAUGGUACACCUGAAAUACCAGAACAUUUAUCUGAUGAGUGUAAAAACCUUAUUCAACAUUGCUUAAUCGUUGAACCAUUAUUUAGACCAAGAGCUAUCGAACUUUUAGAACAUGAUUUCAUUAAAAAUGUUAAUGAUUUAUCAGAGAGGAAUAAAAAAAUAUUAAAAAAAAUAACAAUUUGUCAAGAUAAUACCAUCAAAUUAUAUAAUAAAGAUCUUUUCAGUGUAUUUGGUGCUAUAUAUAUAGAUAAAAAACAUUUAAUUUUUCCAGAAUUCAACAAUACUAAUUUAAGUAGACUUCUCUCUACAUUGCCAUCAAAUAUCACUCAUAUCACAUUACCGAUAUUCAAUCAUCCAAUUGAACCAAAUUCUAUACCAUCAACAAUUACUUCGCUCACUAUGAAUUCUUUUAAUCAAGAUUUAGAUGAAAACUCGAUACCAAAUACAUUAACAGAGCUAAUUCUUGGUGAAGAAUUUGAAUUUAAUGAAUAUGGAGGUAAUAUUCCCGAGUCCAUUAACAAAUUCGAAUGUAGUUAUAAUUUCAAAUCUGCAUUAAAAAAAAACAACAAUAUACCAAAAACAGUGAAAUCAUUAGUAUUGAAUAACUAUAACCAUCCCAUUGUUAAAGGAAGCAUACCAAAAUCUACUCGUUCAUUAACAUUGGGUUCCAACUUCAAAGAUUUUGCUUCACUGUCAAAUAUCCCAUCAUCAGUAUUCAAUUUAACAUUUGGUGUAAAAGAUUACCAAAUAUCAGAUGAUGAAUUAAAAUUCAUUCCAAAAACUGUAACAAAACUAACAAUAAUAAAAAAUUAA